Penicillium nucicola is the source of this 2817-nucleotide messenger RNA. RefSeq names its product transcription factor domain-containing protein. Gene Ontology annotation, biological process: DNA-templated transcription; regulation of DNA-templated transcription. The coding region runs from base 1 to 2817 and encodes 938 amino acids. The record is from RefSeq and is a predicted model, not a curated record. Gene Ontology annotation, molecular function: DNA-binding transcription factor activity, RNA polymerase II-specific; DNA binding; zinc ion binding. Lineage: Eukaryota; Fungi; Ascomycota; Eurotiomycetes; Eurotiales; Aspergillaceae. The transcript is spliced from 7 exons.
AUGAACGCCAAUAUGGCCAUACCAAUGUCCAUAACGGGCUCUGGCACAGAGCAAUCCAUGGACGAAGGGCUCAGGCGGCCAUUUUCGAAUUCCAGGGCUUGUCGGAUGUGUCAUCGCAAGAAGACAAAAUGCGAGAUUGACGGGUCUGCCCGGGCUUGUUUGCAGUGUCGGCGGAGCAGUACGCGCUGUGUCUUUCCUGAGGUGGGGGAGAACUUGGAAAGUGAUGAGUAUGUGCAGUCUUUGAAAGAGCGUAUUGUCAGAGUUGAGGCGCUCUUGAAGACUGCUGGCAUCUUGCAUGAAGGGGACAUGAGUCCUGAUGAUUUCUCUGACGAGGACGAAGACGAUGAACCUCCUUCUCAGGAUAUUUCCUCUACUCCGAGUCCGACAAUGAGUUCCCUUUGUCGAAAAGGUGCUGGUCUAGAGGUUACGUCUAUCUUCCGAGCAGAUGAAAGAGAUGAUUCUCGGUAUUUCGGAAAAUCUUGCUCCAUGUCAAUUUUAUCUCGGACAGGCAUCGAAUGGAUCAAAAGCAAAACCGGCGAUGUCAGUUUCUUGCGAUUAGUCUCGCCAGAACAGAUUCACGAUAACCCGUGGAAUCAUUGGCGACCCGAUGUCUUCCAAGACCUUUUUGCCUCGCAGGUCUUCAAACCUUUACCUUCCAGAUCAGAGGUAUUCUCUUUAAUGAAAGACUUCUUUCAAACAGCCAAUCGUCUAUUUCCUAUUUAUCUCGAGUCCAAGUUCAUGAAAAUGGUUGAAUGGCAAUAUACCCAGCAAACUUGCGAUGAUGCUGCUCGCUGGGCUAGUAUCAACAUGGUCAUUGGGUUGGCUUACGAAUAUCGGUUUUCGAAUAGCUCGAAACCAGAAAAGGACAGAGAGAGGGCUCGGGAGUAUUUCAAAAAUGCCAUGUCGGUCUUUACGGAACUGGCUUUGAAACGCACUGAUUUGCUCAGUGUUCAGGCUUUGCUAAGUAUGGCGUUCUUCCUUCGUGGGAAUUGCGGUACGCAAUCAGCUCUGCCACUUGUCACUGCCGCUAUGCGAUCGGGUCAACGAAUGGGACUACAUCGUGAUAUCCCUCGACCAGAUCUCAGUCCGGCUGAACAGGAGGAGAGACGGCGUGUCUUUUGGGUUGCAUUUGUGGUUGACCAAAGCACCUGCUUAAGAAUUGGAAAUGCCCCAUCCCAACAUCCGGACGAUUUCGAUGUCCCUCUCCCAACAGAGCUGGAAAGCGAUAAAGAAAGCGCAAGCAAUAUCCCAUUCUUCCGCCAGCUAUGUCGAAUGUCAAUCAUCAAGGGCCGCAUCUACAGUCGAUUAUACUCCGCAAAAGCACUACUGAGACCUCCUUUGGAGAUCUAUAGAACCGUCAAAGAGCUACACAAGGAGCUUGAAAACUGGAAAGGCGAAUAUCCAUUGACUACUGAGCCGAAAUUGAAACCCGGUGCACCCGACUUUCUAUUAGGAUUUGCCGCCGCCGGUCUUCACUUCGUCUACUACAAUGCUUUGAUCAUGAUCCACCGGAUUCCCCUCUUUCUUCACUACAUAAUAACAUCCAAAGCGACAUCCAAAGAUUUGAAGGAGCUCGAGGCCCUCAGCAUUAGACGGGCUUCGAAAUCUGCCUCCAUUGGCGCACAAGCUGCUCGUGACACCUUAAAACUUAUUAAUAAUAUGCCAUGGGGAGACAUUGCAUGGACAUGGUCCCUUCUAUACUACGUCUUCCUAGGCGCUGCAACAAUAUUUUCCAGUAUUCUUCGGGACCUCCGCCACCCAAAAGUCCGCGCAGACCUCCAAUCCCUCACAAUGGCCUCGACAUUCUUCGCCACUCUCGUCCCAGGCGACGGAGCAUCAAACUACGCAGGCUUUAUGGCCCGCAUGAGCGCCACUCUCGAACGUAUCGCCAGAGUGGCAGUCGAGAAAGAAGAGAAAAGAGAAAAGGAAGAACCUCAUUUGUCGGCAAAUAAGAAACGCACGAACUCUUCUUCGCAUAAACGUCGACAACCUACUACUCUCCGCAACGCCAUGACCACGGACACAACGGACCAGUCAACGAGCGACAGAGAGAACAUGAACACAAAUACAAACACAAACAUGAACAUGGCCAUGGACAUCGGUAUCCCAGACACACUAGAGGGCUUACCACCAGUGAACUCCUCCGGCUACGUCGUCCCACUGAGUCCAGACACAAGGACGCCCCAAUCCCAUUUCCAACUCCAACAACAACACCACCACCCCUCAAACCAACCCCCGAAUCCCUACACAAACGAAUACCUAGACCGAACCUUCCUCCACGAAGCAGGAGCCACAGGCAACCACUACACAAACCCCCCAAUGACAAUGCCAUCCUGGCAACUCUCGCAAGAUUUCUCCGCAACAGCAGAACCGCCAACAGGACCAGUCCUCACAACCCUCGAUACCAACUCCCCUUCCUCCUUCGCUAGCAGCACCCCAACCGGAACAACCAAUUCCACAAUUCCGGAAUUCUUCCAGGUUCCCAUGACCGGCGACUGGGAUUAUAGCGGAUCGCUCUUUGCCGGGCUCUUUCCUGCUGGGUUUGGUUUCCCAGUUGAUGGGCAAGCUACGGGUGCGGGGCCUGGUGGUGGUGUUGGUGCAGAUCCUGCCAUGUCGAUUUUGUCGGCUGAGUCUUAUGUUCAUGGUGCGCCUGCUGUUGAUGGGCGCGUGGGUAUGGAUGGGAAUGGAGGUUUUGAUGCUCAGGGUCUUGGGUAUGGGUAUGGGUUUGUUCCUGAGAGUCAAGGUCAGGGGCAGGGACAGGGGCAGGGGCAGGCUGAGGAUACGGUCUGGCCGAACGGGUUUUUGGGGUUGUUUUAG